Peronospora farinosa is the source of this 642-nucleotide messenger RNA. The record is from the annotation of a GenBank genome assembly. Lineage: Eukaryota; Oomycota; Peronosporomycetes; Peronosporales; Peronosporaceae.
AUGCCAGUAAACGAUCACGAGCCAAAGCAGUUGAGCUUGAUUCCUCACCUGGCGCUCAAGAGGUCGCAACACGAAAUGAUACAGAACCAUAAGGCUCCGCCUCUUACGCCCGUGCCCAUGGAGCCAUUGCGUUGGUCAUCGGCGUCAUUUUCGCUGUCAUUUUUGAACAAUAUCGAUCGUUUAGAGAUCAAUGAGACUGUCGUGCGCGAUGGCGUGACCUACUAUGUACUGGAUGUGUACCAAUUCCACUAUGGUUCACGGUUGCCUACGAACGUUAACAACCCACGCAUGGCUGCCUCCCGUCUAUCGAGCACUAGUGAACCGUGCAAACCCGACUUUCGCGUAGAACGACGCUACUCGGAUUUUACGAAGCUACGACACCAGAUCAAGCUUUGGACGUGUCAUGAUGCGCAGUAUGCGUGCAAGUAUUGCUACGAUUUCUGCCACUACAUCCGGUUUAAAUUACGUCAGCCACGAAUGCUCACGUCAUUCGGCCAGAACGUGGAGAAACGUAAAGACAUUUUACGAGAUUUCAUGACUGACUUUGUCGAACUCGCGCAGAAUCCAUUGAAGAACACGAUGCAUCGAUGCGAGGCCAAUCGGCAUGUGCCCAUUCUGCUUGAGUCGUUCCUCCGGGAUUGA